CAGCAGGGAUCUGAGAUGAGUUCUGUGUCGCAGGAGAUCCAGGGCUUCUCCGCGGCUCGUCUGAGGAAGCAGAGCACCAGAGUGACGACUGUGACGGGCGAGAGACUCGUGGAGACGCGCCGUGGAGAUCGGUACCAGGUGGAGCGCGAGGGGCACGCGGCCUGCGGGUUUGUGCAGGACUCGAGCCUCGACCUGCACGUGGGCGUCAUCAGACCCUUCCUCCUGCUCUCAUCACAGGAUGCUGCCCAUGAUAUAGACACACUGAAGAAAUUAAAGGUGACUCAUGUGCUGAAUGUGGCAUAUGGAGUUGAGAAUGAGUUUCCUGAUCUCUUCACGUAUAAGACCAUCACCGUGUUAGAUCUUCCAGAGACAGACAUCACUUCAUACUUCCCUGAGUGUUUCCAGUUCAUACAUGAAGCCAGUCAGCAGGCUGGAGUGGUGCUGGUCCACUGUAACGCUGGUGUUUCUCGCUCUGUUUCUGUUGUCAUCGGGUUCCUCAUGUCCCAGGAGAACAUGUCCUUUGAUGAAGCCUACAGCGCUGUGAAAACCGCCAGGCCUUACAUUCAGCCAAACCCAGGCUUUAUGAGUCAGCUGAAGAAAUAUAAACCAUGAUUCCACACAAAGACUGAUUUUUGUCA
Molecule: messenger RNA, 638 nt
Organism: Carassius auratus (goldfish)
Lineage: Eukaryota; Metazoa; Chordata; Actinopteri; Cypriniformes; Cyprinidae
Product: dual specificity protein phosphatase 19-like
Exons: 4
Coding region: 16-612 (198 amino acids)
Biological process (GO): regulation of MAP kinase activity; protein dephosphorylation
Cellular component (GO): cytoplasm
Molecular function (GO): JUN kinase phosphatase activity
Source: RefSeq, a predicted model, not a curated record